This is a messenger RNA of Anoplophora glabripennis (Asian longhorned beetle), 2022 nucleotides long. It is a transcript of the gene Efr, whose product is annotated as UDP-xylose and UDP-N-acetylglucosamine transporter. NCBI's taxonomy places the organism in Eukaryota, Metazoa, Arthropoda, Insecta, Coleoptera, Cerambycidae. Gene Ontology annotation, molecular function: UDP-N-acetylglucosamine transmembrane transporter activity; UDP-xylose transmembrane transporter activity. The record is from RefSeq and is a predicted model, not a curated record. The coding region runs from base 410 to 1453 and encodes 347 amino acids. The transcript is spliced from 5 exons. Gene Ontology annotation, biological process: transmembrane transport. Gene Ontology annotation, cellular component: endoplasmic reticulum membrane; Golgi membrane.
UUUUGACGUAAUGAAUCAUAACCAGAGAACAGAGAAUAUACGUGUCGCAUUGUAAUUGGAAACCGAAUACUGUUGUUAUAUCAAAAAUUCAAAUUGGCAUUGCCUUAGAUUAGGUUAAUCACCUCAUUAAGAAGUUGCUUACUUAAAGGAGAUAAGAAAAUAAAUUGGUAACAAUUAUAUCGUAUAACUGAUAGACGGUGUAGGGUGACCGAUCUUGAUUUUUUGCAAUAUCAUUAUGUUAUUUUAUGAUUAUAAUGUAGUUUCACAAACUCACGACAGCAAACGAAUUCUAGUCACUUGAGACGGUGGUGAUUAAGUAAAUAUUAGUGUACAUGUCUAAAAUUCGUGUUUCUUAUAUAACGCAAUAUUUAAGUGACCAUAAUUGUUAUAACACAUUAAUAUUAUUAAAAUGAACCCCAAAGCAGUCCAAGCAAUAAUUUUUACUCUUCUGGGUUGUAUGCUAAAUAAUAUAUUUCUUGAAUACAUUAUAAAGUUAGAUCCUGGCGCAGGACAUUUAAUAACAUUUUGUCAGUUUUUAUUCAUAGCAACCCAUGGCUUAAUUUUUACUUCUAAAUUUGGAACUGUUAAACCAAAGAUUGACUUUCAAGAUUAUUUGAAAUUAAAUCUUUUCUUUUUCACAACAAGCGUUGUAAAUAAUUGGGCAUUUGCGUUCAACAUUCCUGUACCAUUACAUAUGAUAUUUAGAGCAGGAUCUCUUAUAGCCAAUAUGAUUUUGGGUAUUGUGAUUGUAAAAAGAAAAUAUACUCUGGAGAAAUAUAUAUCGGUGUUACUUAUAACACUUGGAAUUAUAAUUUGUACAUUAUAUUCCAGUAACACACAGGCCCAAGUUGCAUGUUCUGAUUGUGAGGGUGAUUACCAAAAUGUAAAAAGUGAAGUGUCACCUGAUCACUUUUUCUGGUGGGUUAUAGGUAUUAUUUUAUUAACAGGAGCAUUAUUAAUGUCUGCUGGUAUGGGCAUAUUCCAAGAACAACUUUACAAGAAACAUGGAAAACAUCCUCAAGAAGCUUUAUAUUACACUCAUUUAUAUCCAUUGCCUGGAUUUCUUCUAUACUCUAGUAGUUUGAUAGAACAUGCAUCAAUAGCAACAAAUAGUGAACCAUUUACAGUGCCAGUUCUUAAUGUAGGAAUUCCUUUAAUAUGGGGAUUUUUAUUACUAAAUGUGAUUACUCAAUAUAUGUGCAUCAGCAACGUUUAUAUUUUAACAACGGAAUGCCAAUCACUUACAGUAACAUUAGUAAUCACUCUGAGAAAAUUCUUCUCGUUACUGUUUUCUAUUAUUUAUUUCCAAAAUCCAUUUACAUUCGCCCACUGGAUUGGAACUAUCAUGGUCUUUACAGGAACUUUAAUGUUUUCAGAAACACAUCACAAAAUUAGGAUGAUGCUCACUUCCAGCAAGGAAACUAAAGUGGACACUGACAAGAAGAAAAAAUAAUUAGGAAAAUGUUUUAGCAUAAAGAAGUUUAUCCUUGAUGAUAAUUUAUGUAUACAAUUUUGCUUUAUAUUAAUUUAAUUUAUGUUUUAAUUUGCUCCAAAGUGAUAAGCACCAUAAGCAUUUAAGAAUAUCUUUAUAUUAAUUGUAUCAGUCAGGUUAGUUAAAUAAGACUACAUUUUGUUAAAUAUAGAACAGCAAAUCAAACCAUAAGGUUAGUCUAUAUUCCAAUUAGAUAGCAAAUGCACCAGAUGUGUACCAUGUGUGCCAAAUAUUUUCAUUUUACCAUGUAAAAAGUUUUUUAUUGAGUGAUAUAUUCCAUUAUAUAUACAUAGUGUAUACAAAUUAUAAACUUUAAACAUGUUUUAAUAUAGUCGUUUUUGAUAAUUUCACUUAUAUUUUUAAAAUUCAGAGAAAUUUUUUAUUUUUGUAGAAAUUUAAAAAUGAAUCAUGCAAUAAAUGUUUCCUGUUAUAAUUAUUUUUUACAUGGUCAAAAUAAAUCCUAGAGGUGCCCUUCAAAUGUGAUUUUGUAUUACUUUUACAAGUGCAAAAAUACACAAGAUAUAAUCAGA